Molecule: messenger RNA, 3081 nt
Organism: Wallemia mellicola CBS 633.66
Lineage: Eukaryota; Fungi; Basidiomycota; Wallemiomycetes; Wallemiales; Wallemiaceae
Product: Sec1-like protein
Exons: 5
Coding region: 1154-3025 (623 amino acids)
Biological process (GO): vesicle-mediated transport; intracellular protein transport
Cellular component (GO): Golgi membrane
Source: RefSeq, a predicted model, not a curated record
ACAUUAUUGUUAAAUAAAUAUAAAUUUAUCACUCUUUCGUGAAUUCCCAUAUCUCAGUUGCUGAUCCUUGUUCACCCAUUGUGGAUUCUAUCAAUCUCGCGUUAAGCUUUAUAUUCUUUAAAAGCUCCCAGAAAUCUGCUUCUCCGUAAUCUCUGUAUUUGUAUCCCAGUAUGAAUUUGGCAGAGCUGUUUACCUGGAACAGCGUAUCCAACGUUGAUAGUAACAUUGGGAAUGAAGACGUGUUAUACGCGACAUCAGCCGCAAUAAUAACAUCAAAAUGUUCCUUUUCGAGUGGACUUUGAGAACCCCAAGCUAAUUCCCUAACAAAGACGUCAUUUUUGUUGAACAAGCGGGAGUUCCUGUCUACAUUCUGCUUUAAGAGGGGUAAAGCGGGUGCCAAAUCAGUAGCUACGAUUGUGUGUUUGUGUGGUGUCUUUUCCAAAAGAGCUGCCAGAGUAAUUGAUAAAAUGCCUGUCCCAGUACCGAGUUCCAUUAUCCGUAAGGGCUUUGAAGAGCCUCCGAAGAAAUUGUACUUUUCGGAUGAAAUUUUUUCUGUGAGUAUGGCAGACAUGGCCAAACCGGAGUCCCAAAGUUUUUUAUCCAAAUCGUAUGAAGUAUCUUCGAGAAUGUGAAUCAGUGACUUCUCGAACAUAAAUGAGCGCUGUAUACGAGAAUGUUUAUCUGAGUGUGGUACAUUUGUCGCCAUAGUUAUCGGUAAGCUCGUAACAGGGAUUGGCGUCUUGCAAUCAGGACUGUGUGCUUUCAAAUCUGACAAAAGUGGUCUAGUGGAACUGCCGCGUGCCCAGACUAACAAGCUGACCUUAUCUCCUGGUCGUAUGCCCAUACUAGAGAGUCCCUCUAUCUCUAUCAACUUGUAGGAAUCUUUGUUAGAUUUGUAAGUCAAGAUACUAGGUAAUUUGAUAGGCUUUGAUGGUCUAUUUUGUAUUAAUAAAGCAGCAUCUAUAGUCAAACCAGUUUGAUUGUCAUAGUAUCUAUAUAGCUCAGAUAUCGUAUACUAUGAAUAGAGUACCCACUCUGUCCUAAGAUCGUUGGUUAUCUGUACAGAGAAAAUCAACUUGUGCGAUAAAUUGACAGAUUUGUUAGGCAGUCUCAAGAAACUCAAAUAAUAGAGCAUCCUUUUCCUGAACUACCAAUGAACGUAAUAGAAGCAGUCAAUAACUACAUAAACAAGCUGGUGAAUGAAGUGAAAGGGAUGAAGGUGCUCUUAUUAGACGAUAGCACGACAAGCUACCUCUCAGCUGUAACUACCCAAACCCAGUUACUUUCUUCAGAAGUCUAUCUCACUGAUAGAGUAGAGAACUUGAAUAGAGAGCGAAUAAGCCACUUGAAAUGUAUCGUAUACCUCAGUCCAACUGCUAAUUCCAUAAAAUACCUUUCGAGCGAACUCAGUAACCCAAAAUAUCAAGAAUACUUUCUGUACUUCUCGAACACUCUCACGAAACAACAAAUCGAGCAAUUAGCAGAGUCUGAUCAGUAUAGUGUCGUUAGAGAAUGUCAGGAAUUGUUUGCUGACUAUUUAGCUUUGCUUCCUAAUCUCUUUAGUUUGGGAUUUCAACCAACAAAAGACAAUUUAUGGUCAGACACACCAAAUACUUGGAAUAGAGAUUGUUUGGAUAGUACUACGAAAUCGUUAUCAGCUCUGUUGUUAUCCCUCAAACGUAAACCUUUCAUCAGAUACGAAAAGAUGUCAGAUUUAGCCAAAACGCUCGCUGAAUCAGUUAGCACAACUAUUGACACGGAAUCACAGCUGUUCGAUUUUAGGUUGACACAAUCUCAACCAGUUUUGUUGAUCUGCGAUAGAAGAAAUGAUCCCGUUACUCCUCUCCUUACACAAUGGACAUAUCAAGCCAUGGUGCAUGACUUAAUAGGCCUUGAUAAUGGUAAAGUUGAUUUAUCACAGGCUCCCAAUAUACAACCACAACAAAAACAACUCAUUUUGUCUGUAACGAACGACAACGAUAGCUUCUAUACGAACAACUUGUUUGCAAAUUUCGGUGAUUUGGGUGCAAACGUCAAACAAUACGUGUCCGAAUACCAAACUGCUACAACUGGAAAAGGAACAACGGCAGAUAAUAUCCAGACUAUAUCUGACAUGAAGAAAUUUAUUGAAAGCUAUCCCGAGAUGAGGAAGUUAGGAAGCAAUGUCAGCAAGCAUGUAUCAUUGAUAGGAGAACUAUCUCGGUUGGUAGACGAGAAGAAGCUCCUACAGGUUAGUGAACUCGAGCAAAGUUUGGCUAGUAACGAAAGCCAUUCGUCUGAUUUAAGGGCAGUCCGAGAGAUGAUCGAUAGUCCAGAUAUACCCCAGGAAAGCAAAGUUAGAAUAGCAAUCCUUUAUGCAUUACGUUAUCAGAAGCUAGCAUCUAAUGCUAUAACAGCUGUAGUCGGUCAGCUCCUUCAACAAGGAGUACCUCAACAUCGUGUCGCGCUUAUCUACGUCAUGCUCAACUUGGCAGGCGCUGACAAACGUCAGGAUGACCUAUUCAUGAAUGAUAACUUCUUCAGUCGAGGAAGGUCCGCAUUGAAGGGUCUUCAAGGUGUUGAGAACGUGUACACGCAACACACACCACAUUUAUCAGAAACAGUCGAUCUCCUCCUCAAAGGAAGACUUCGUGAAGGGAGCUAUCCAGGUGUGAACGCUGAUGGCGGCUCACUAAACCAGCGUCCACAGGAGGUUAUAGUAUUUAUGAUCGGAGGUACGACCUACGAAGAAGCUAGGAGUAUGGCUCUUCUAAAUGAAACUAUGGCGCGCGAGGGUUCACCCACCAGGGUCCUUCUAGGUGGGCAUACUGUACUAAACAGCACACAAUUUUUAGAUAUGUUAGCUGAAGCAGCAACACAUUUCCCACCUAGUGUCUAUAGUGCACCACCAUCUUCGCAGAAUCAGAAUCAACUAUUCGCUGUCUCAGAAAUGGACCAGAUGCUUGACCCAGAGCGUAUGGCAUCAGCUGCUAAAUCCUGGAUGCAGAGGGUACGCGAAGAUAUUGAAGACAGGAUAAUGAUAUAAUGAAAAUUAUUAAUGAUAUACAUAGCUAUUCGUACGAAAAAUCAUUUGAAUGCCGC